UACGCUGGUUCAUGCAAAUUCUGCAACUAGAUGAGCAAAACAUCACACUUUUAAAUUAUUGAAUAUUCCAAAAAAUGCAUGCAUAUUGACAUGAUUUAUUUAGGUUGCAAUACAUGUAUAUUAUGGCAGUGAGUCUGAAGUUAAAAUAUCUGUUCGGUGGGAAUGAUGAGAAAGUUGUCUCGGAAGUGUCUGCUGUUAAAUUGCAAAUGAUGUGGUUUGCUGUAGCUCAUGAGCUACUACUUUUCACAAGUAAAUUUACAGAUUGAGUGUACAAAUAUAAAUUGUAGGUUCGUGUAAUUAAUCCAUUAAGGACAUUUUUUCGACAUUGGAUUGAACUGAGCAGUGUGAAUGCUGAAUAUCAGAUGAGCAUGCAAUAACCACAGAAUCUUCCAAAUGAAGAGUGAAGCUCAGACAUCAGAGUUACUGAUGAUCAUAAGAUCAUUUUUACGUUUUAUGUAGACUCUACUCAGGAAUUGUGCUUGCGACUUGCAUUUUAUUGCAUGUGGUAUUUCUUAAGCAGCGCUUGUUGGAAGUUCAAUGUCGUUUAAUGCAUACUGAUUUAAUAACGUAGCACAAAUAAAGAUUUGCGGGAAAAUUAUAUCUGACCUGCUGUCAAUCCGCAUAGAGCAUAACCAAGUACAAGGUCAUCUAGAUUCUAGAACAACUAAGUGUAUUUUGUGACAUACAUGUAAACAUGUAUAAUGCAUUUUUGUAUCUAUGACAGGGUUCAUUUCAUGUCAUGAAAUGCUGAUAUGGCUUGACACAAUACAUAUCUAUAGUGACUAACCACAUUAUGACCACUACCAAGGUAAUAAUGAUCAUCUUUGAUUCGAACUGUAUUCAAUGUUAUUUUGGAUAUAUUUUGCAGUGGUAUAUGUGCUGCAUCGGAAUGUGAGCUGUGCCAAGUAGGCUAUUUUGUUGACGUCAAUUAGGUAAAAUAAGAUGCUAGAAUAUUAUAUUUACCGAAUGUAUUAUUCGUCAUACAUAAUAAAGUAAUGUAUUCAAAAUAGAUUUUAACAGUCUUUAUUUAUAACAUGUGUGUUGGACGUCUCAACAGCUGCAUUUGACUUCCGGUCACAUGUCUGAAACACCGGAAGUUACACAUGCUAGCCAGCGAUAUUGAUCAUACAAAAAAUGUGAUUCUCUGUAUUUUAUUCGUCGUGUUUCUUGUACAGUUACCUUUAAGUAAAGUAGACAGUAUAAAUUAAGUCGAGUUUGUGAAAAUUGAUGGACAAAGACAAGAGUAGCGACACUCCUGACCAAAGCAAUUGGAUGGAGAUGCACCAGUUUAUCGGCGACCUCCUGAUGUCUGGGAGCUCCUCAAAGGAGCAGCCCGACAUCAUGAACAUGUGGAGCUUGUUAAGUGGGGACACACUCCAACAAGCCCGACCGAUGCACGACAAGACCGAGGCGGCGCUGAGGAAAAACACUGCCAGAGACGAUAUGCGCCAUGUCUGCACCUGCCCUGGCUGCCCUUUCUCAUCUCCCAGAGCCUCGUCUUUACUUCCAUGCUCGGAGGCUCGAAAAGAGCAAGGCCCCUCCUCCGCCUCCACCUCCACCAGUGCUCCUCUCCCACUGAGUUCGCAUGACAGCUGCCCUGAACCUGGCAGCUCAUCUGAGAGCAGGCCAAACCCGGAAACUCCGCCAUGCCGACUGUCCUCCUUGAGCCAGCUAGCCUCCGUAUUUCCUUGCUCCGCCUUCUGCCACACGCACCACCACUUCCACCACCGCCACUGCCCUAUAAGCACGUGCCUGGCAUACCCACAAUCUCCCUUCCCCUGCCUGGCAUCUUUGCAGGCCCGCCUGCACCACCGCGCGCCAGAGGAACGCAGCCGCCCGCCGACGGCCCCCUUGCCACACCUCUGCAUGCACUGCCCGGCGUCCUUCUCCAGACCCUCGCAGCUGCUGCAGCACCAGCGUGCCGAGCACGCCCAGAAGUCUUCCGGCUUCCUGUGCACGCAGUGUGGACGCACCUUCAACUCGCAUAGCAACCUACGUAUCCACCUCCAUGUGCACACUGGCGCCCGGCCAUACGCCUGCUCUGAGUGUGGCAAGGGAUUCAGCCAGUCGGGCGCUCUAAAGAUCCACAAACGAAUCCAUACGGGUGAGAGACCGUACUCCUGUGGCUUCUGCGGGAGGGGUUUUCCCCACCUGGCAGGAGUCCGAGCUCAUCAGAGGAUCCACACAGGGGAGAAACCUUACCGCUGCAGCCAGUGCGGCAAGUGCUUUACCCAAUCCGGAGCCCUCAAGAUUCACAUACGCAUCCACACCGGCGAGCGGCCGUUCAUCUGUAACAUCUGUGGAAAAGCCUUCUCCAACCGCUCGGGCAUCCGCUUCCACAACCAAACCGUCCACGGUCUGGCCCCGGAGCAGGCAGGGCCCACGGGGGUGACGCUCGGGCGUCCUCGCGCUUAUCCACCCGCUAAUCUGAACACUCCUCACAGCCCUGACGGCAAUGCUCCGUCGCAAACUGGCAGUCUCUCUGGAUUCGCACUGCUUGGUGGGAACGCUGGCAAGGGUCCGACGGAGGGAGAUAGCACAAGGCUGAUUUACGCGUGCGAGGACUGUGGCCUGCGUUUUAAAGAUGCACCUUCACGGAACAGACACCAGACUGUGGCACACUACUCUGCAGAGGAGGGGGCUCCCAAAGAUGGAAGCACAAAUGAGGGUGUCAGUCAUGACAGUGGAGAUUAAGUGUUGCAUUAAAGGUACAACUCCAAAUUGUUGCCAAAUGACAUUUGUUAC
This is a messenger RNA of Hippocampus comes (tiger tail seahorse), 2745 nucleotides long. RefSeq names its product zinc finger protein 16. Gene Ontology annotation, molecular function: RNA polymerase II cis-regulatory region sequence-specific DNA binding; DNA-binding transcription factor activity, RNA polymerase II-specific. The transcript is spliced from 3 exons. The record is from RefSeq and is a predicted model, not a curated record. Lineage: Eukaryota; Metazoa; Chordata; Actinopteri; Syngnathiformes; Syngnathidae. Gene Ontology annotation, biological process: regulation of transcription by RNA polymerase II. Bases 1228 to 2694 code for a protein of 488 amino acids.